Messenger RNA from Tympanuchus pallidicinctus (lesser prairie-chicken), 785 nucleotides. RefSeq names its product transient receptor potential cation channel subfamily M member 5-like. The record is from RefSeq and is a predicted model, not a curated record. The transcript is spliced from 5 exons. Gene Ontology annotation, molecular function: ligand-gated calcium channel activity; calcium-activated cation channel activity. NCBI's taxonomy places the organism in Eukaryota, Metazoa, Chordata, Aves, Galliformes, Phasianidae. Gene Ontology annotation, biological process: calcium ion transmembrane transport. The coding region runs from base 141 to 785 and encodes 214 amino acids.
AAAUAUUUAGCUAAAAACUCAAUUAGAUGUAAAUUUGUGGAUUCUGUGGCCUCUCCACGUUUAAUGCACUUCUCCUUCUCCAGUCUCACCAUCAUUUCAGUGAACAGCCUGGUGAUCACCUGAGAAACUGAAUGUAGAAGAUGGAAACCAAGUACUGCAGCAGCGACAAAGAAGAAACUUUCAAAACAGAACUGCCAUACUGCAUGGGAGAAAUUGACUUCACAGCUUCUGGGAAGAAACGUGGAAAGUUUAUUAAGGUCCCGUGCACCAUUCACCCUGGAGUUAUAUUUGAAGUUAUGCUCAACAAAUGGAAGCUACCGGCUCCCAAUUUGGUUGUCUCUUUAGUAGGGGAAGAUGAAAUUUUCCAGAUGAAGCCUUGGUUGCGGGACACGUUAAAAAAAGGACUCAUUAAGGCAGCCCAAAGCACAGAUGCCUGGAUUUUUACCAGCGCUUUACGUGUUGGAAUAACAAGGCACUUGGUGCAAGCAGUCCGAGAUCAUGCCUUGGCUAGCACAUCAUCCAAAGUAAGAGUCAUCACCAUAGGAAUUGCUUCCCUUGGAAAAAUUCAGCACAGAGAAAUUCUGGACAACACAAAGGAUGGAAGUCUUGUACACUACCAAUCAGAUGAUAAUGCCCAAGGCCCUCUGUAUUCACUGGACCACAAUCACUCCCAUUUUAUUUUGGUGGAUCAUGUAACACCAGAUGAUCCAGAUGAGACCACUAAGCUACGGCUCACCUUGGAAAAGCACAUUUCAGAACAGCGUACUGGAUAUGGUGGAUCUUGA